UGUCGGCCAACCCAACGGUGGAAAGAGGGAAAACAACGCAGCCAUGACGGGCGCCGGUGUGUGGGUGGACGUGUUUUCCAAGCUGUUUAGUUACUGUGCUGUGUGUGACGCGGCAGAUCCCUUGGUCCUGAGAGUCUUAGGUCUGUGCGAAAACCUGCCCUACGAUCACCUCUACGUUCAAGAAAGCCACGCUAAUACCAAGCCCUAUUUUAGGGGCUAUUCAGUCAGUAACAUCUCAUGGCAUGAAGGCAGGUGGCUUGCCCAGCAUCCAGACAGUGAGAUUCAGCUAAGCUACACGCCCGCACACCCUUACGAGUAUCCCUUCGGACGGCGUCGGUGGGCGGUCAAGGAGGCGGAAGGAUGUGGGCGGCCGGAAGAUGGGUCUCUCGCCCUCGCCCUCACCACCUGCUCUCAGGGGAAUUUCACCUGUGACGAUGGGUCUUGCCUCCCCAUGGAGAUGAAAUGUGACUCUCAGGCUGACUGCCCCGACGAGAGCGACGAGAACGACUGCGAGCUGAUGACCAUUCCCGAAAGCUAUAGACCAAACAUCCCUCCGAGGUCCUCGCAAAGCAACGCCGCCUACCCAGUGAGGCUCCACGUGUCCGUCCUUGCCCUAGAGAUCAUCACGGACAAGAUGGAGAUUGUGAUGGACUUCGAGGUGACGCUGCUGUGGCUGGAUCGUCGCCUCGUCUUUAACGACUUGAACGAAGACAGCGUGAUCAACGCCCUUCGCUUGGAUCACCUGAAGAAGCUGUGGAUCCCGGAAGUAUCCUUCGCCAACGCCAAGGGGAAUGCCCACACGCUGAUUGACGGGGAGACUGACAGCAGUAUCCUUCGCUGGGGAGAACCUAAUUCCGGCGACUCCACCUACAGUAGGGAAGUAUACUUCUUUGCGGGUGCAGUAAACCCCAUCCAGUUAAAAAGGAAGUAUUCGGCGACGUACAGCUGCAGCCUCAAUCUUGCACUCUACCCCUUCGAUACUCAGAUCUGUUCCUUUAACUUUGUGCUGACGUCAGCGAGAAAAGAAAAACUGGAACUCGUAGCGGCCGAGCAGGACCUCGGAGUGCGGUACGAAGGAGAAUGGCAGCUCAUGGAGUACACAAUCGAGAGAUUUUCUAUGUUAGACAAAAAUCAUUCUAAAUACAGUCAGAAGGAGGUGGUGAUUCACUUCCGAAGGCGCUACGGGUUCGCCAUCCUCACGGUCUACAUCCCGUCCACCUUCUUCGUCUGCAUCGCUUACCUCACUACCUUCUUUCCCGUCUCGAAUUUGCAGGUCCGUGUCAUCAUCGCGCUGACGGCCAUGCUGGUGCUGACGACCCUGCUGAACCAAGUAUCAGCGCAGCUCCCGAGGAAUUCCUACUUCAAAGCCAUCGACAUGUGGAUGUUCGGCGCCAUAGGACUCAUCUUCUCCAUCCUCAUUAUGCAGACUGUGGUAGACGUUGUUCAUAGGAAAGCUCAGGAGACGUUGACUAAGGUUGUUCCAGCGACGGAGAAAAUUGUUGGUCAGUUCGCGUCCGAAAAUUCCAACAAUGAACAACGUGCGGCCAGGAUUUUAAAAUACAUGCAAAUUAUCUUCCCCCUUCUCGUGGGGGUACUGGUGUUAAUAUAUUCCAUUUACCUCUUUAGCUCCGUCUAAUGAUAUAUUUUUAUUAUAGGUAAGUCACCCUAUUUAGUAUUCCUCGUGAUCAUAGAAAACGUUGUUGUAACUCCUGGUAUAACUAAUCUGUUUUAAAUUUUUAUAUUGUGUGUGUACAAACCCAUUUUUCUGCUCAGAUAUGUCACACCUUUCCUUCUUGGUUACACUGAUUAUUCAACAGUGUAGAAGAAAUAACAUCAAUUGAUAUGGUCUGAAUUUGGAAUUAAUAUAUAUUUUAUUAUAAAUGUGAUGUUACUGCCUGGUUGGCAACAAUGGAAACAUAAGUGAUAAUUGUAAUUGUUA
Penaeus chinensis is the source of this 1939-nucleotide messenger RNA. Its product is annotated as glutamate-gated chloride channel subunit beta-like. Gene Ontology annotation, biological process: monoatomic ion transmembrane transport; signal transduction; regulation of membrane potential. Gene Ontology annotation, cellular component: synapse; membrane; neuron projection. The transcript has 9 exons. Gene Ontology annotation, molecular function: transmembrane signaling receptor activity; neurotransmitter receptor activity; protein binding. NCBI's taxonomy places the organism in Eukaryota, Metazoa, Arthropoda, Malacostraca, Decapoda, Penaeidae. Bases 44 to 1636 code for a protein of 530 amino acids. The record is from RefSeq and is a predicted model, not a curated record.